Messenger RNA from Podospora pseudopauciseta, 1266 nucleotides. RefSeq lists its product as uncharacterized. The transcript has a single exon. Gene Ontology annotation, cellular component: intracellular anatomical structure. Gene Ontology annotation, biological process: nitric oxide catabolic process; cellular response to nitrosative stress. Lineage: Eukaryota; Fungi; Ascomycota; Sordariomycetes; Sordariales; Podosporaceae. The record is from RefSeq and is a predicted model, not a curated record. Gene Ontology annotation, molecular function: FAD binding; nitric oxide dioxygenase [NAD(P)H] activity; heme binding. The coding region runs from base 1 to 1266 and encodes 421 amino acids.
AUGGUAGCCAUCACCCCCGAGCAGAUCGCCAUUGUCAAGGCGACAGCGCCAGUUCUCAAAGAACACGGCGUAACCAUCACCACCACCUUCUACAACAACCUCAUCGGAGAUGUUCCAGCACUUCACAACUUUUUCAGCACCACCAGCCAAACAACAGGUCGACAGCCACGAGCACUUGCCGGCGCUGUUCUGGCUUAUGCGACGUAUAUCGACGACCUCCCCAAGCUGACACAUGCCGUGGAACGCAUCGCCCACAAGCAUGUUUCCCUCCAAGUAACCCCUGAGCAAUACGACAUCGUCGGAAAGUACCUGAUCCAAGCCAUCGGUCAAGUCCUCGGUGACGCAGCCACCGCCGACAUCGUCGACGCCUGGAUUGCCGCCUAUGGUGUCCUUGCCCAGGUCUUCAUCAACCGAGAAGGCGAGAUGUACAAGUCGAACGCCGCCGACGGCUGGGUCGGCUGGCGCAAGUUCCGCAUCACCCAGAAGGUACCAGAGAGCAGCACCAUCACGAGCUUCUAUCUCGCCCCCAGCGAUGGGGCCACGCCACUACCCAAGUACAUGCCGGGUCAGUACGUCAGCUUGCAGGUGCCGGUGCCCGAGCUUGGGUACCUGCAGAGCAGACAGUACAGCCUGAGCGAAGCCCCGAGAAAGGGAGAGUACUACCGCAUCAGCGUCAAGCGAGAGGAGGCCCUCGAGCCGAGCGCCCCUGCCCUUGUUUCCAACAUGUUGCACGACCAGUACGCCGUGGGCGACGAGGUCGAGCUGUCGCAUCCACAGGGCGAGUUCUUUGUGGACCCCCAGGACGCAAGCAAGGAGGGUGUCCCGGUCGUUUUGGUAUCCGCCGGCGUUGGUGCGACACCGCUCAAGGCCAUCCUUGACAGCCUCGUGUCUGCGGGGUCCAAGAGACCAGCAUCAUGGAUCCAUUCAUCACGAUCGAGCGCGGCACAGCCGUUUGCUGACGAUAUCCGGCGUAUCUGUCGCGAGAACGAGAACGUGUCGGCCAAUGUGUUCCUGCGCACGCUUGGCCCUGAGGACCGCGCUGGGGUACACUACGAGUUUGGAGACAUGCGGCUGGAUCUGGCAAAGUUGGACAAGGAGCGCGGUUUGUUCCUGGGUGACUCUCGAGCCGAGUACUACAUUUGUGGUCCCGAGGCAUUCAUGAUCGAUGUUCGCCGCACAUUGGUCGAGCAGGGUGUCGACAGGUCGAGGAUAUUCCUGGAGCUGUUUGCGACGGGUGAUGUCAGCGACGAGGAAGCAAAAUGGUGA